AUGGAAAAACAGGGAAGCAGCCACCAGCUGGACACCUUCGCUCAACUGGACGGCGGGGCGGCGCCGGAGGAGCCGAUCGGUGGCGGCGCGGCAGCUGAGAUGGCGGACUACAUGCUGGGCCAGACGACGCCGCUGCCUCCGGGAGGGCCGCACGGCCAGGUGUCCUUGGACAAGCUCAGCUUCUCCGACGUGCUACAGUUCGCCGACUUCGGCCCCAGGCUCGCGCUCAACCAGCCGUCCGCCGACCACGACGACGCCCGUGACGACGACGAGGAGGACAGCUACUUCUUCAGGUUCCAGUCCCAGCUCUCCGGCUCGGACGACCCUGAUCCCCGCGGAGGCGCAGGUAUCCUCCACGCGGCGGAGCACGAGGGCAGCAAGACGGCGGACGGAUCAGGAGGCCCGCACGAUCACGGCGGCGGCGUCUCCGAGAGCACCACGCUGGUGCAGCAGUCCGACGGUGGCGGCAGGGUAGGCCAGAAGGCUGGCGGGGAGCAGGCGAAGAGCGGGCGGCGGAAGCGGCCCAGGUCGACGAAGACCAGCGAGGAGGUGGAGAGCCAGCGGAUGACGCACAUCGCCGUCGAGCGCAACCGGCGGCGACAGAUGAACGAUUACCUCAGGGUCCUCAGGUCCCUCAUGCCAGGAUCCUACGUCCAAAGGGGAGAUCAAGCAUCCAUCAUAGGCGGAGCCAUAGAGUUCAUACGUGAGCUAGAGCAGCUAAUCCAGUGCCUCGAGUCACAGAAGCGGCGGCGCCUGUACGGCGACACGCCACGGCCGGUCGCUGACGCGUCCGCCCCGGUGGUGCCGGCGACAUCCAUCCACGAGCCGCCGCCGCAAGGGCACGAGGCUGCGCCGUUCUACGUCUCCCCGAGCCUCUCGUUCCCCGGGGCGGGGAACGGUGACGGUGCCGCCGGAGCCAAGGUGAUGAUCGACCUCGACGCGUGCGGCGGCGGGCUCCGGGAGGAGGUGGCCGAGAACAAGUCGAGCCUGGCGGACAUCGAGGUGCGCGUGCUGGGCGAGGACGCGGUGAUCAAGGUCCUGUCUCGCCGCCGGCCGGAGCAGCUGAUCAAGACCAUCGCCGUGCUGGAGGAGAUGCACAUGUCCAUCCUCCACACCAACAUCACCACCAUCGAGCAGACCGUCCUCUACUCCUUCAACGUCAAGAUCACGAGCGAGCCAAGAUUCACGGCCGAGGAGAUCGUUGGCGCCGUCCACCAGAUCCUCAGCUUCAUCGACGUCAACUACACGUUAUGA
Triticum turgidum subsp. durum (durum wheat) is the source of this 1254-nucleotide messenger RNA. The record is from the annotation of a GenBank genome assembly. Lineage: Eukaryota; Viridiplantae; Streptophyta; Magnoliopsida; Poales; Poaceae.